UGUAAGAGCUUCAUCAUGGAACAGACAGCAGGAGACAAUAACUCAUCUCCAUCUACUUAACAGAACACAGUAGUGACAUGCACUACUGUUCUCUACAUAACAGCCUGUGCUUCGGACAGUGAAAGCUCGAUAUAAAUCUUACAAUGGACUUUUUCAACUCUGCUCUUGGGAAAAACAUCACUUUUGUGCGUCCUGCUUAUUUCAUAAUAAGUGGUUUAUCUGGAAUCCCUAAUAUUAAGUAUUACUAUGUCUUUCUCUUUUUUGUUUACAUUGUUUCAGUGCUGGGAAACACAAUUGUGAUGGCUGUAAUAUGCUUGGAUCAUAAUCUGAGAACUCCAAAAUAUAUUGCAGUUUUUAAUUUAGCAUUUGUGGAUCUGUUUGGUAACUCUGCUCUGGUGCCAAAGCUUCUUGACAUCUUCCUAUUUAACCAUCGUUACAUCCCCUACAACGACUGCUUGGCGUUCCUUUUUUUCUGCUUCACCUGCCUUUCAAUGCAGGCUCUUAAUCUGGUUGCACUCUCCUAUGACAGACUGAUAGCUAUCAUCUUCCCAUUGCAUUAUCAAGUGAAGAUGACCCACAGGUUCAUGCUGUCUCUGAUUGCCUCUUUCUGGAUAUUGGUUAUAAUUGCUGUGCUUAUUGCAGUUGGCCUUCUUACAAGACUUUCCUUCUGUAAGUCUGUGGUUAUUAACAGUUAUUUCUGUGACCAUGGCCAGAUAUAUCGACUGGCUUGCAAUGACUAUACACCCAGCUUUGUCAUUAGUGUUUUGUUACCAUUUGUUAUUCUUUGGCUCCCUCUGAUAUUUAUCUUGUUUAGUUACCUAUAUAUUGGCUUUGCACUGUCUAAAGUAGCGACAGUUCAGGAAAGAGUCAAGGCCUUUAAAACCUGCACAGGUCAUCUUUCAUUAGUGGCAAUUUAUUUUCUCCCAAUAUUAAUCACAUUCACCUUGAUGGGAAAUAUACAUCCAAAUGCCAGAAUCAUUAACUUGUCUCUGACCUCUGUUUUUCCUCCCAUGUUGAACCCAAUUAUUUAUGUUCUGCAGACACAAGAAAUCAAAGAAUCUAUAAAAAAGUUAUUUAAAAUCAGAGUGCAAUCCAAAAUUACAACAAAAAAGUAACCGUAAUGGUAGCAUUUGUUGAUGUUUUGGGCCUUUUGUUUUUUGACAUUGUUUUCAUUACAGUAAGAUGGCCAUGAUGAAUACUAGAUUUGUCUGAAAAUGUAUGUAUUAUUUAUCAAAUAACAGUUUUUAAAGAACAAUCACUGAAAUGAAAACCAUUUGUAAAUAUAGCAUAAUACAAUUAUAACUACCAUGUAUACUUCUCUUACAGUGCAUGAACUGAUGUAGAGUAAUAAUAGUGCUUGUGUGAGAACCGCAAGAACAAGGAAAGCAACUGAUAGUGUUUUUUAUAGGAAUGUUUGUAUCCAUACAACAAAGUUAUCAAUAUAUAGGUUUCUUAUUCGUUUUCAAGGUUAUCCACAAAACCAUUGCCACUAUCCAGUAAAGUCCUUACAGAAACCCCACAUGCAAAAUAUGUUACGUUUUAGGGAAAUUACAAAGGGAACAUAAAUAUAAAUAAAAAAAGUGCAGUGACUGCAUUUUUCUUCUUUUUAUG
Messenger RNA from Dicentrarchus labrax (European seabass), 1611 nucleotides. RefSeq names its product olfactory receptor 6C4-like. Gene Ontology annotation, molecular function: G protein-coupled receptor activity; olfactory receptor activity. Bases 144 to 1115 code for a protein of 323 amino acids. Gene Ontology annotation, biological process: G protein-coupled receptor signaling pathway. NCBI's taxonomy places the organism in Eukaryota, Metazoa, Chordata, Actinopteri, Moronidae. Gene Ontology annotation, cellular component: membrane. The transcript has a single exon. The record is from RefSeq and is a predicted model, not a curated record.